AUGUCAAAACUAGGAUUAGAUAAUUUGACAGAUUGUGAUUUAUCCAUUCAAUUUUUUCCAUUCAAAGGAUCAAAUAAAAAAAUCAUUGGAAGCAUGAUAUUUUUUGCAUGUUUGCUCCUAUCUGCUAUUAAAUAUGAUGCAGCCGACCUCAGAAAAGAAAUGAAAGGAGAAGUUUUCGAAGACGAAGAAAUAGCUUCAUCUUCAUCAUCUGAAAUUUCGACAAAUUCAACAACUCCAACUCCAACACCAACACCAGACGAAAGUGGAGAAAAUAAGAAAAUUCCUUUGGCAAUUGCCUUAGGUAGUUUCGCAAUUAUUAUAAUAACUGUAACAAUCGUUGCAAUAAUUCUUAAGAAGAGGCAAGAUAGUGGCAAAUACGAUCCAGAUGUUGAUCUUGGCCUUGUUGAAAACGAAGCAAUAUGA
Trichomonas vaginalis G3 is the source of this 423-nucleotide messenger RNA. RefSeq lists its product as uncharacterized. Bases 1 to 423 code for a protein of 140 amino acids. The record is from RefSeq and is a predicted model, not a curated record. Lineage: Eukaryota; Parabasalia; Trichomonadida; Trichomonadidae. The transcript has a single exon.